This is a messenger RNA of Arachis stenosperma, 693 nucleotides long. Its product is annotated as protein FAR1-RELATED SEQUENCE 4-like. The transcript has 3 exons. The coding region runs from base 1 to 693 and encodes 230 amino acids. The record is from RefSeq and is a predicted model, not a curated record. Lineage: Eukaryota; Viridiplantae; Streptophyta; Magnoliopsida; Fabales; Fabaceae.
AUGGGAGAAAAUACUCCGAAAGGGAUUCUCACCGAUCAAUGUGCAUCGAUGCAAAGGGCUAUCGAGGCUUGUAUGCCCACAACAAUUCACCGUUGGUGUAUUUGGCACAUGAUGAAGAAGAUUCUAGGCAAAUUAAAUGGCUACAAGCGACACAUAGAAAUCGAACAAGAAAUGAGUCACGUUGUUUGGAACUCUCAUACCAAAGAAUCAUUUGAUAGGAAUUGGGAUGAUUUUCUGCUGAAGUAUGGUCUUGUGGAUAACAAGUGGCUUUCAGAUCUUUAUGAAGACUGUCAUAUAUGGAACAACUCACUUAUCCAAUUUGUCAAACAAUACGAUAAUUGCCUCGGAAGCAGGGAGCAAACAGAGAGAGAAUCGGAUGCUGCAGAUUUUCACACGGUCAUAUCGUAUGCAACAAAAUCCUCCAUAGAAGCUCAGUUUCAACAUGUGUACACUCACCAAAAGUUUAGGAAAGUCCAAGCACAAUUCAGAGGGAAGGCGAAUUGCAUCACAAGAUUAACGAACUCUGCUCUAGGCUAUUCAGUAUACGAAGUUGGAGAACAAGUUUUCAGCUCAAUAUUCAACAAAGUUUGCGGUUACUUACAACUCAGUAGCAGCCCAAGUGAAAUGCCAGUACUUAUUAUUCGAGUCAAGAGGGAUAUUGUGCCGUCACGCCCUAAGCUUGUUAAGCUUUGA